Aspergillus fijiensis CBS 313.89 is the source of this 483-nucleotide messenger RNA. RefSeq lists its product as uncharacterized. The transcript is spliced from 3 exons. The record is from RefSeq and is a predicted model, not a curated record. Lineage: Eukaryota; Fungi; Ascomycota; Eurotiomycetes; Eurotiales; Aspergillaceae. The coding region runs from base 1 to 483 and encodes 160 amino acids.
AUGUCGCGGCUUUUCCCGACAUUUCCCAUCCCACCCAUUGGCGCUCCCACUCGCGAUGAUCCAUACUAUCGGCUCACGUCGGACGGCCGCAUUCGGUUGUUUGCCACUGCGAUAGCAAGUGGCCCCGGGGGCCUGCGGAUUCUCCGCAACUUGCCCGCCGCGAACACUGAUGGUGAAUUCAUGGGCGUGCGCUGGGAAAGCGCUCCCAGGCCGCAUAAAUACAUGAUGUUGCUGGUGCGGUACCAGAUGAAUGAGGUUUCGCCGGAGUAUGACAACCAGAAGCCUUAUCCGAAUCACCGUUCCCGGAGGAAGCAGAUGGAUAGCGACUACCACAAGUACCUGUACGAGCUAUGCAUCAACAUGAAGAGACGCGGUGAGCUUCCACCCCCGGAGGGAGAACGUAUUCACCUAGCAGGUCUUAAGGAGUUUGUGUCGUGGUUAGAGAUGCUCGACAUCGAGUCCAACUCCGCUGACCUGGAAUAA